UUAACUCUCCACAUCACUACGUGGGCUGGUUGCACCGCGUCACGUGACCCGACGCUAACGCAGCGAUGGAGAAAAGCUAAGGAAGGAAUCUGCCCUGGCAGUGGGUUCCUCUCUACGCACAGUGCUUGUGGAAUGGCAGCAGUUUGGCAGCAGGUGUUGGCAGUGGACGCAAGGUACAAUGCUUACCGCACGCCUACGUUCCCACAGUUCCGAACUCAGUACAUCCGCCGACGCAGCCAGCUGCUCAGGGAGAACGCCAAGUGUGGCUUUGAGCCGGGGCUGCGCAGGCAGUACCUGAGGCUGCGCAGUCAGCUGCUGGCCCUGCGCUACGGGCCCCUGUCCGAGCAGAGCAGCUUCAGGGCCAGCAGUGUGCGCAGCUCCCGCACCACACUGGACCGCAUGGAGGACUUCGAGGAGGACCCCCGCGCCCAAGGGGCUCGUGGCCACCGGCGGUCCGUCAGCAGAGGCUCCUACCAGCUGCAGGCCCAGAUGAACAGAGCCGGGUACGAUGAGAGGCCUCCGGGCAGCUUGGUGCCCACCUCGGUGGCAGAGGCCAGUCGUGCCAUGGCGGGGGACACCACCUUGAGUGAAAACUAUGCUUUCGCUGGAAUGCACCACAUAUUUGACCAACAUGUCGACUCUGCUGUCCCACGGUUGCAGUUUGCUAAUGACGACAAGCAUCUCCUGGCUUGCUGCUCCCUGGAUGGCAGCCUCUCCAUCAUGACGCUGUCCCCGUCCCCCCCCAGUGUGAAGGUGACCCUCAAAGGUCACGGAGGUCCAGUGACGGACUUUGCCUGGUCGUUGAGCAAUGACAUCAUCGUGUCGACGUCACUCGAUGGGACUCUACGGAUCUGGAACACGGGGGAUGGCCGGUGCAUUCGAGAGGUCAGAGAUCCGGAAUCCAGCGAGUUGCUCUGCUGCACCUUUCAGCCCAUGAACAACAACCUCACGGUGGUGGGAAACAGCAAGCACCACCUGCAGGUGGUGAACAUCUCCACAGGGAAGAAGGUGAAGGGGGGCUCCAGUAAGCUGACGGGCCGCGUGCUGUCUCUGUCCUUUGAUGCCCCAGGGAGGAUCCUUUGGGCCGGCGACGACCGGGGCAGUGUUUUUUCCUUCCUCUUUGACAUGGCCACAGGGAAGCUGACCAAAGCCAAGCGUCUGGUGGUGAGCGAAGGCAGCUCCAUCUGCAGCAUAUCUGCUCGGUCCUGGAUCAGCCGAGAGGCCAGAGACCCCUCCCUGCUCAUCAACGCGUGUGUCAAUAAGCUGCUGCUGUACAGGGUGGUGGACAAUGAUGGGACUCUGCAGCUGAAGAGGAGCUUCCCUAUCAAACAAGGGUCCCAGCAUGUACACAGCAUCUUCUGCCCCCUCAUGUCUUUCAGACAAGGGGCCUGUGUGGUGACCGGCAGCGAGGACGCCUGCGUCUACUUCUUCGACGUCGAACGCAACACCAAGGCGAUUGUGAACAAGCUGCAGGGCCACGGGGGACCGGUGCUGGACGUCAGCUUCAACUGCGACGAAAGUUUGCUGGCAUCCGCCGAUUCCACCGGCAUGGUCAUCAUCUGGAGGCGGGAGCAGAAGUGACCGGCCCGCCGUCCAAAAUGGCUCCUUUAACCGUCCAAUAACGAGUCCGCAGGUCUUUCACUGGAAUGUAAACGUUUAACGAUGACUCAAGUGCAAUCAGAUAUAGAACACCGUGCUGUGUAGGUGGUAGGGAUGUUUUGGGGGGGGUUGUGUGUGUGUGUGUGUCGGUACUCCUACAGCUAAGAAUUUUCUUUUUAACACAGCACCACUCCAUGCAUGUGUCAUGGCUGACCUCUGACCCGUACGGGUGUGACCGAAUUCCAUGUUAGGAGGAAGCAACGUAAUCUUCCGGAGAGAACCGGUGCAACAGUUGGUAUCGCACACACACGCCGGCGUAGAUCUAGUUCACUAUUUAUGUAACUGUUAUUCGAGCAGUGUAAUCAAGUGCAGUAAAACCCGCCGUGUUUGCUUUCCGUUCUGCAAUCGCCUGUUUUUUUGCAUUUACGACCAUGUGCAUGACACUGAAGUCGCCACCAGACCACAGGCGCGUCAAAUUGAUCGUCUCUCUUUUUGAAUAUGUGUUUGUACUGAUCCGUGUGCGCUAUUCAGAUCAUGCUGGUUGCAGAUUCAAAUAAUUUAUUGAACGCACAUACUGAAUAAACUACUGGAACUGUCA
Gasterosteus aculeatus aculeatus (three-spined stickleback) is the source of this 2197-nucleotide messenger RNA. It is a transcript of the gene wdr13, whose product is annotated as WD repeat domain 13. Gene Ontology annotation, molecular function: protein binding; promoter-specific chromatin binding. Lineage: Eukaryota; Metazoa; Chordata; Actinopteri; Perciformes; Gasterosteidae. The record is from RefSeq and is a predicted model, not a curated record. Gene Ontology annotation, cellular component: nucleus.